Molecule: messenger RNA, 587 nt
Organism: Athene cunicularia (burrowing owl)
Lineage: Eukaryota; Metazoa; Chordata; Aves; Strigiformes; Strigidae
Gene: SPX
Product: spexin hormone
Exons: 6
Coding region: 96-449 (117 amino acids)
Biological process (GO): positive regulation of gastro-intestinal system smooth muscle contraction
Cellular component (GO): cytoplasm
Molecular function (GO): neuropeptide hormone activity
Source: RefSeq, a predicted model, not a curated record
UCUGAAGAUUUAAAAAGGGAUCCCCAAACCUGUAGGAGAUCUUGUGACACAUUAUUCCAAGAAAAGAAGACUGAAGAUUUGCCACUGAACUAAAUAUGAAGGGACUGUGUAAUCUGACAUCAUCUGCAAUGGCACUGUUCCUGGCAGCAUCCUUCAUAGCUUUCUCCUGGAGUGCACCUCAGGCUCAAUUCCAAAGGAGAAACUGGACUCCUCAGGCGAUGCUCUAUUUGAAGGGUGCACAGGGACGUCGAUUCAUCUCAGAUGAGAACCAGCGAAAGGAUCUGUUUGACAGAAUGCAUCUUGAAACACGCAGCCAAAACACAAAUCCUUUAUCUCUUUCUGAAGCUGCAGCAGUGUUCCUUAGUUCCUUAUGGAAAGCACAAGAAGAAGUUGAAGAAGAAAACAGUCAUCACCCUGGCUACUUGACAGAUAAUCUAUCAAAUUGGUGAAAUACUUCAAAUUCCUUUAACAUUUGUAUGGCAUAUACCCUGAAAUCAUGACUUGUGUAAACAGAGUAUUUAAGUUCCCAAAGGAUGACAUAUAUAUGCAUUGCAAAAUUUUGAAUGCAAAUGGAUUAAAAGCUACUA